Durusdinium trenchii is the source of this 2190-nucleotide messenger RNA. Lineage: Eukaryota; Dinophyceae; Suessiales; Symbiodiniaceae. The record is from the annotation of a GenBank genome assembly.
CGGACCUGAUUGCAACCACUGACCCAGCAGAAGGAGGACAGCCUCGGAGAAUGUGUUGAGCCAUGGCCAUGACGCCCACUUGGUCUCCGAGGGGUGACCAUCGAUCAUGGCAGGUGACGGAGCCCGUUGCACCCGUGGAUGGAGGCCAUUCCAAUGCGCCUGGCUCACCACCACCAGUGGCAAGGAUUACAAUGCCUCCGAUGGUAGCGUACACCAGCAAGGUGAUCCUGCAAGAUGAUCGCACUCAGCAACGUUUGGCAAUGUUGGAGCAGAAAUGCCGCGCACAAGAGGUGAUGCUGGCUGAGAAGGACGCCCAACUUCAGAUCAGCGAGGCCGGUGAACCCAACUCCCAGCUGCGGAUGAUCACGCUUGAGCAGCAACUGAAGGCGGCAGAGGUGAUGCUGGCCGAGAAAGAUGGUCAGAUUGAGAAGCUCACUGAGUUGGUGGAGGUGGCUAAAAGCUCCAUGCACGAGCUGGGCACUGAAGCUGACCGAGAAAGUCAAGAGUUGCAGAACGAACUGCAAGCGGCCAAGGCAGAGCUGGAGGAUGCCACCUGUCGCCUGGAGGAGGCCGAGGACGUGAAACAAAGGCUGAAGGAGUGUGAGAACAUGUGUGAAGCUUUUCGCAACAGCCCUUCGGGGACUGAUGGUGUCAUGAUGGAGGUACUGACGCUCCGUGCUGAAGCCAGUCGACUGGUGGAACAGCAGGAGGAGCUGCAACGCCAGCACACUCUCAGCGGACAGCGCUUGCGCAGCGAUCUGGAUGCCUUGAAGAACGUCAUGAAAGACGAGGGCUUGGAUUUGUCAAGCUUCAAGGAGAUGGAUGGUGGGAUAGACGUGGAGCAUCUUCGGGAAAGCCUCCAGAAGUGCGAGGAGGCUUUAGAGGCGGAGAAGAGAGCAAAGGAACACUCUCAGGAGUCUCUACACCAGUGCAAAGAGGUAGCUGCUCGGUUGAUGGCAGAGCGGGACACCACGCAGGGCCAGCUCGAGGAGCUCACCCAUCUCGCUGGCGCCUUCAAGAAACAAGCAGAGGGAGAAAUCUCCGAACACCGGUGGUUCCGCCUGGUGACACAGCUCACGCGUCAGGGUGACUUGGAGGCUUCCCAGAGCCUCAAGGAGAGCUGGUGCCAUGGCUUCCGGAAGUGGCAGUCCUUUGCUGAUACCUUAGCAGAGAAGAUCAACCACCGCCCGACGGCAGUAUUUGCUCAGGAGAUUGCCACCAGUUGUUCAAAGGGCGACAAAGCGCUGCAAGCCCUUGAGGAGAAGUGGCUGAGCCAGGGUAAGCAGCUGAGCUCCUUUGCCGAACUUGCUAUGACAAAGCUCCAGCAAGCGGAAGAGAGCUGGGAGGCUCAGCUACGGGAGGAGCGGCGUUUGCGACAGCUUGCAGAGGCGAGAUGUCGACAGUCUGGCGAUGAGCAAGAUCCAGAGGCGACUCCACUCGACAAGGGCAAGGUGGAUGAUCUCCUCAUGUCCUUGGAAGCCGAACGGAAGGAGGUUGCAAGGCUUCGGGAGAAGCUCUCUGAGGCAGAGCAAACGAUUGGGCAGUUGGUGGUACAAAGCAUCGAAGCGCCGUCUGCAAAGGCCAAAAAGCCAGGAAGCUUGCGCAGCCGUACUCGAUCCUCUUUGAUGUGAGGCCAGAGGUGCCCACCACAGCGCUUUGGGAACGUGCGGUGCUCACUGAUUGGCCAAAGCGAGCCACAAGAGCUGACGAUGGACUGAAUGCCAAAACAUGUCUGGCCAUUCGUGUUUACCAACAAAGUGACUGCCACUCCACAGAGGCCAGAAUGAUAUACAACAAGAAGCGACGCUUUGGAAGCGUUUUGAUUGUUGAUCACCCUUGUAGAGGGGCAAGUACAUGUCGGGGCCCGAUUCGGGUUUCUUAAGACACCUUCCAGAAAACCAAGCAUUUGCUUGGGACCCUGAUGCGUCGAUGCAAGCAAGUGCGGAGGAAAGAACGAACAGGGCUGCUGCAGACUUUUCCACAAGACACUGCGCACACACGAUACUAUAUACUAUACACUGGGUUGACAGCGGUUGGAUGUCGGGUACAAUUCUAUCAGACACUUUCACAGCACUGCCAAGUUCAGCUGGAGCUUGCAUGCUGUAAAGAUGAUCAACCAGAGAGUUCCGGGCAAGCCCAACGCGGCAUGACAGAUGGAUCAGAUGGAAACGGGUUUAUGCAACGCAGGGA